AUGGAUGGGUUACAGUUCGGCGACUCCGACUCCUCCUCCUCCGACUUCGACGAGGACCCCUCCGGCCUCCCCUUCCCAGAGCCGCUCUCCCGUACCUCGUUCCUGGCCCCUGACUUCGACCCAGCCACCUUCCUCGCUUCAUUAACAAACCGCCACCAGAGUCUCGAGGACCUGCGACAAGAACUGCGCGGGCUCGAACAAUCUCUAAACAAAGAGCUGUUAGAUCUGGUCAAUGAGAACUACCAGGACUUCCUCUCACUAGGCACCGCGCUGCGCGGCGGCGAAGAAAAAGUCGAAGGCGUAAAAGUUGGCGUACUGUCUUUCCAGCGUGAUGUCACGGCCAUUCGAGAUAAGGUGGAGGCGCGACGCAAGGAAGUGGAAGAGCUAUUGAAUGAGAAACGGCGGCUACGGACGAAUGCCGACAUUGGCAAGGAGCUGCUGGACUAUGCGGACCGUGUCGAGGAAUUGGAGCACCGGUUGAUGAUAGCGGACAAGUCAUCGCCGCAGGAAGGGGUCACACCAUAUGAUUCGGACACGGAGUCUGAUUUGUAUAGCGGCGAGAGCGACGAUAGCGAUGACGAUGAGUUGGCGGAUGGGUCGUCUGGGAUUUCGCUGAAAAGGAUGAAACGACAUGCGCAGAAGUUUGUCUAUUUGACCUCGAUAGCUGCCCGGGUCGGCGAGAAGCAUCCCUUUCUGGUUGCGCAGCAGCCGCGAGUCGCGAAGAUCAAGUCGACCGUGCUGCUGGAUCUCAAGAAUGCCUUGGAGCAGGCUACUGCGGCAGGUGCUAAGCAGGGAAACCGCGAUGGGAGGACCAUGGCAAUUCUGCGCCUCUACGAUCUGAUGGGUGAGGAUGUCAGUGCUGUCGCUGCGCUGAAGAACCUCAAGCUGUAG
Messenger RNA from Penicillium bovifimosum, 891 nucleotides. Its product is annotated as COG2 family protein. Gene Ontology annotation, biological process: protein transport; Golgi organization; intra-Golgi vesicle-mediated transport. Lineage: Eukaryota; Fungi; Ascomycota; Eurotiomycetes; Eurotiales; Aspergillaceae. The coding region runs from base 1 to 891 and encodes 296 amino acids. Gene Ontology annotation, cellular component: COG complex; membrane. The transcript is spliced from 2 exons. The record is from RefSeq and is a predicted model, not a curated record.